Trichophyton benhamiae CBS 112371 is the source of this 2907-nucleotide messenger RNA. RefSeq names its product Rho guanyl nucleotide exchange factor, putative. The transcript has 3 exons. Bases 1 to 2907 code for a protein of 968 amino acids. NCBI's taxonomy places the organism in Eukaryota, Fungi, Ascomycota, Eurotiomycetes, Onygenales, Arthrodermataceae. The record is from RefSeq and is a predicted model, not a curated record.
AUGUUUGGUCAACAUAUUCUCACUACCAGUAUUCGUUGCUCACAGUCUAAAUGUGGACGUAUCUUGUAUCUUGUUCCGGCCCGGAAUUUUAUUCAAAACGAGCAUUUGCGCUCCCACAAUAUUAUUCUCACUCUUGAACUUACAUCAACGUACGAAGGGAAGGCUACCAAACUUAUUGAAGAGAUCACCAAAGCCAAGAUUGAAGGAAGAUUCCCAGAGCAUUAUAGAGAACGAGGGAAAUGGUCGCUCCAUACUUCAAAGGGGGCGUUUGGCAAUUUGGGAACAAUGAUUUGUGUGUUUGAACAUGACGAAACGGAGCCGGAUAUUCCCAAGUUUCCAUCUAGUGUCAAAUUGAUCGUGGAUGCUACAAAAGAAACCCUGGCAGAUCAACUAAAGUCUAGUCAGAUAGAAGUCGUUGCAUCGAUUUUCCCUAUGCUGGGAGGCUCCAGGUUUAGGAUGGAUUUGGAUUCUGUCGUCGGUACUCCAUCCAGUGACACAUUUUCUGCGGAAGAUUUUACUGCUACCCUGUCUAAACGAAUUACGACUCUGCUUUGCCCUCUUUCUCAAAGCCCAAACCCCCUACUUACUGAGAUAAUUCUACAAAGCAACUUCAACAUCCUGCGCGUCGUUGCUCAACAUAUUUUGGGUGCUUCCAAGGGAUCUAAGGCAUUCCGGCCACCAUCCCCAACAAAGCUGUUAUCUACCCUUUGGAGCGCCAGCCAACCUAAAAACCUUGGUCAUGCUCCUUCAAAAUCGCUUCCAUCACUCCCAGCUUUGUCCAACAAUGUGCCAACUUUGCAACCCCAAUCAUCGAAUGCCAGCCUAGACGAUGGUUCUCCGCAAAAGCUUCCUCAUGGGGGUAUAAGCAUUCCCGAUGGAACCGCAAGUCCACUUGAGCAAUUGGAAGAGACAUUCACCGCUUAUAUACUUGCGAUCCGUUCAAGAAGUGGAAAUAUUGUCGGUCGCGUACUAAGGUCCCGAGACCGUGUCGAUAUGGCGGCAGUAAAUGAGCUUUACAAUAUUCUCCUAGAAGACCCAACUCAACUUCAAGCUGCCGCAGAGUCCCCUGUUGAUAUGCUGAUAGUUGCUUUCGAGACCUUCCUCGACAAGGCUUGGAAGGAGAAAUUUGGUCCGAUAAUACCCCAAACUUCCCUCUUGAUUCUUCUAGCUAAAUUUGAUGCCUUGUUUCCUGGGGACUUUGAGGACUAUUUCCAUGGCUUUCUGUCUGAGAUGAGUCCACAAACCCGCCGUGCGCUUACAGCAUUGAUACAGCUGCUUGCACAGUUGUUAAAUGACUCUGGGAACGAUGGUGACAGAGGCGCAUUAACGGAUGUGUUCUCCGAAAUCCUCACUGAGGACAACGACGCAAGGAAAACAAUACCCCUCCUUGACAGGCUUGUUGAAGACUUUGAAAGAUUAUUUGAUGAAUCUGGACCUACGGCAUCUGAGGGACAUCUUGCUCACGAAAUAAAUCGAGGCCUACUAGCUCCUGGAUCAAUUGGUUCGAAUGCAUCGUCAUUCAGAAAGCGAUUUGGAUUUGGAUUGAGCCGGGAAAAUAGUAUUAAAGACGGGGAGGGCAAAGUCAGCUCUAUUAUUCGAUCUUUGAGCAAAUCGAAAGGAGCUUCGGAGAACGAUGUUCUCCUCUCCAAGAAUUCACUAAUGCGAUCUAAAUCCACAGAUACAGACAGCCGUCUGCAUAGUCUUCUAAGACCUCGAUCCCGAGAUCGGCCUCUUAUGCAGACAAUAUUUGCUCAAGAUGAAGAAGUUAACCGCCCAACCAGCUCUAAUAGCAGUACACAGCCUUCCCUCGCUUCCAUUGUCGAAAACCCUGUUGUAGGACGAACCACUACUUCGAGAAAAAAGAGAAGAAGCUCGCUCUCUGAUCUGAAAGAUCUCCCAACGGGUGACAUAGCGCCUCUAUUUGCUAACAGGGAGUUUAAAAAACCUCCAAAUAUUCUCACUUCCGCUCAAACUCCGGAACCAGCAACACCGCCGACAAAAUCACUUGGCUUACCCAUCCAUAGUGCGCAACAUACGCCUAUUCAAAAUACUCCUCCGACUAGAAUAGCAUCGCCGGUGCGUCAAAUAGCUGCGAAUCUAAAAGAGAAUGUGCCUCCUCCGUCUCCUCGAACAACAUUAGCAGAUCGAUCAACCAAUACGAGGCAGCAUGCUUCAACGAUAUCAAUGCCACUUCGGAGGAGAGCAGAUAGCACGCGGGCUGGAACCCCGUCUAAAAUUGCUGGACCGCGCGAGAAACCCACUCGACCAAGUAGCAGUGAUGGCUACGGCCGUAGGCUACAAGCACAGUCAAAUUCACCCCCCAAACCGCAAAAGUUACGGAUGCAAACACCGCAAAAGUUGCGCGAGCGUGUGUUAAAUGAACGAAAGGCCAUAGCUUCCGCAGAGUCAUCCUUGCAGGCCGAACUUGCAUCCGUCACCGAAGAAUUAAUGUCCACUUCUCCAUCUAGACGACGGCCAUUGUCAUCUGCUGGCCCCCAGGCAAGGCCUAUUACCUCACCCCCUGCUUCUACGUCAUCCAAUGCCCUUCUGCAGAGGGUUCGCAUGCUUGAAAACAAACUCUCUGCAUUAACUUCAAACCUUGGUGCUAGGGCCGCCAGCCUUGAAAACGAUUUGGAGAACUCCCUCCUGGUCUCUGAAAAGCGAGCGCGAAAACUUGAUGAACUUUAUCGUGAAGCUGGAAAAGAGAACGAAGCAUUGUAUGAGCGAUUUAAUAACGAACUAAGUAAAAUGGCCAGGGAAAUUCGACUUGGUGUCGGCGAAGAGGCACUUCGAAGUCAAUUGAAGGAUGCACUUGAUGAAGUGGCGCGUGUGAAAAAGGAGAACAUGCGAUUGAAAAGGGAAAUCGGCGGGCUGAAAGCGCAACAAAUAGGUGAUCCCUCGAGUUAA